Molecule: messenger RNA, 4899 nt
Organism: Ostrea edulis (European flat oyster)
Lineage: Eukaryota; Metazoa; Mollusca; Bivalvia; Ostreida; Ostreidae
Product: integrin beta pat-3-like
Exons: 23
Coding region: 127-2517 (796 amino acids)
Biological process (GO): integrin-mediated signaling pathway; cell migration; cell-matrix adhesion
Cellular component (GO): focal adhesion; integrin complex; cell surface
Molecular function (GO): integrin binding
Source: RefSeq, a predicted model, not a curated record
GACUACGCUUUAUGAGAGGAUGAAUUAAUGAUUUUCCCCGUCUGGGUCCCCUUCCGCAGUCUCAGCACUCAAGACGGAUGUAAGCUGUGUUAUGACUGUUUUUAAUACACUCGGUUGAUAUUCAAGAUGGACGCGUCGAUACUGUGGCGAUAUGCACUUCUGAUUAGUAUAUCUAUUGGUUAUGUACAAAGUCAGUGUUCAGGCUCCCGAUGCGGACAGUGCCUUAUCGCAGACGGAUGUGCCUGGUGUAAAGACAGGAAUUUCACGAAGACGAGAUGUGCGACAGAGGCACAGCUUCGAACAGACGGGUGUGGAAGUAUAGUCAAAAGAAAGGAACAUGAUAUACAACUAGUAAAGAACCAGGAUUUUUCUGACGGAGGACCAGGCCAGGAUUCAGUGCAGAUCAAACCACAGCACGUAAAAAUUAAACUGGUUCCCAACAAAAUACUUGACAAUUUCAACGUGUAUUACAAAAUCGCCAGAAAUUUUCCUUUAGACCUCUACUUUUUAAACGACCCUUCCUAUACUAUGAGAGAACUGCAGAGCUCCUUAAAAUCGUUAGCCAAAGCUAUUGCCAACGAAAUAAAAAACCUGACGACCGAUUUUCAGUUCGGCUUAGGUACCGCCAUGGAUAAAGUCGUUCUACCGUUCACACGAACUUCCCCUCAGUAUCUAAAUGACCCAUGUGUAGGAACUUCCGUCACGUGUGACAAGGCCUACUCCUACCGCCAUCGACAGAAGCUCACUAGCGACAUCUCGAUAUUCGAGAGUGCUGUAGAUGACAUUAAAACCACGGCUAACUUUGAUAAACCAGAGGGUCUAUUUGAUGGGUUAUUGCAGGCUAUGGUGUGCGGGGACAGAAUUGGCUGGAGAAAUAAGGCACGGAGAAUGUUGCUGUAUGCUACAGAUAUCAACUUCCAUCAGGCUGGGGACGGGCGGUUGGCUGGAAUCCUGGAACCAAAUGAUGGUUACUGUCACCUGGAUGGUACCGGAUUGUAUACUAAGGCAGAGAUACAGGACUAUCCCUCGGUGGGUCAAAUCAUCCAAAAAGCCAAAGAAAACAACAUCAAUAUCAUUUUUGUUAUUGGCGGGAAUUCAUCUGAAUUGACCAAUGAACAGGUUCGGAAUCUUUACUACGACAAGCUGGCCACACUGUUACCAGGCGGGACUCCACGUGCGUCACAGUUGUCCACAGACGCUAGAAAUAUUUUGAACAUCGUCAGCGACAACUACAGGCGUCUUCGGGAGACGGUAAAAUUGGUAGUUAACGAAGAUUAUGAUGAAUUAGAUGUUACCAUGUACACCAACUGUAGAACAGGCGGGCGGUUGAAAGACAAGACUAAUAUUUGUUCUGGACUCACGAUCGAGAAAUGGGCGAAUUUCACUCCAUAUAUGAUAUCAAAUUUGACAACAUGCCCGGAGACUAGAAACCUAUCCUUCACGAUUUUCCCUGAGGGUUUAGAAGAGCGCGUGCAGGUGGAGGUAGAGCACGUGUGUGAUUGUGACUGUCAGCUGCCACCCGAGGCGGAGACUGACAGUGCCAAAUGCAACUACAAUGGGACGUAUGAGUGCGGAAUCUGCAACUGUAACUCGGGAUGGAUUGGGGACAGUUGUGAAUGUGAUAACAGGGGAACGGCGGAACAGUCUUGCGGUACCCCUAACGGAAUCUGUAAUAAUGCUGGAAAUUGUACAUGCCGGAAGUGUGAAUGUUUUAAGGGCUACAGCGGGGAGAAAUGUGAAUGCAAUGACGAGAACUGUCGGACUUUCAACAAGCUUCUGUGUGGCGGUUCUGAGCGCGGGAGAUGUGACUGUGGAAAAUGUGCCUGCAAUGCUAACUAUACGGGCGAUGCUUGUGACUGUCUAACGUCAACCGACCCCUGUAAAAAUAACAACGGGACAAUUUGUUCCGGUAAUGGUGUGUGUGAAUGCGGACGAUGCCGAUGUAACGCUGGAUUCCGGGGCACCCUCUGUAACAGCUGCACGAGUUGUCCUGGUAUCUGUAACAACAACAAGGACUGCGCCGAGUGUGUGGCCUUUAACCAGGGUUCUUAUAACUCGACCAUCUGUAAACAGCGUUGUUAUAAUGUUAAGACGGCUUCGUUACUGGAGGCGCCAACACAAGAAGGAGCGAAUUCUACGGUAACAAUAAAAUCCUGUAUCACAGAGGACGUGUACGGAUGCAUCAUCAACUUUAAUGUCUAUGAUAGUGAAAGUCGACAGGAAGUGGUGGUCAAAGACACAAAGCGAUGCCCACCAGGUCCACCAAACCCGCUGACGAUAGGACUAAGUAUUUCUGGAGCCAUUUUCCUCGUGGGAUUGCUGCUGCUGCUGAUCUGGAAAUUACUUACAAUGUUAUACGACAGCAUGGAAUACUCCAGAUUUGAAUCGGAGAUCCAGAAUCCAGCCUGGGAAAAGUCUGAAAACCCUAUCUACAAAGACUGCGUGACCACAGUACAGAAUCCAAUGCACGAAACAGAAUUAAACCAUGAAGGCGAUGAAAAGACUGCUCUGUACUAAAGGGAGACAAAUGUUGAUACAACAUAAGGAAGAGACAGACAGUAUAGAAAUACCAAUGUACUAUUACAUGUACCACCAAAAAAACCAAUGUACUAUAUUACAUGUACCACAAAAAAAAAACCCAAUGUACUUUUACAUGUACCAUAAAAAAACCAAUGUUCUAUUACCACAGAAAGCAAUGUAAGGAAUUUACUACUGCAGUUUGAAAGGGAUUGAAGAACAAAUAUAAAAUAAAAAUUGUUUUUAAUAUAAGGUGUGAUUACUUAAAUAAUAUAUUUGUCAAGUAUUGCUCAUUUGAGUAAGAAACCUAUUUUAUAUACCUGACCUGCAGUAUAUGUAAGGUACUUACUUGAUUACAGUAUAUUACUUAAUUAGUACUGAUUAUGUGUGCUUAUACAGAGAGAUUGUGACUCUAGUUAUCAAUAAUAUGAAUUACGUGAAUUGUGGCAUGUAAAAUUUUGCAAUAUUUGAUAUUUUCAAUUUGUAUUUCAUAGUUUUUCAAAUGUAUUGUGAAGCAAAUUAUUUGUAUUGUAUAUUUUUCUUUUGUAUUGUAUAAUUUUUUAAUUGCAUAGUAGAAGUUUUCAUUUGUAUUGUAUAUUUUCCUUUUGUAUUCUAUAUUUUCCGUUUGUGUUGUAUAAUUUAGGUAAAUUAUUUCUAAUACAAAUGGGAAAAAAUCACAAUACAAUGGAAAUUAUACAUUACAAAUGUAAAAACCAUACCGUUUGCCAGUACAACCUACAUUUGGGUCAAAUGCUGUCUGACGUGUUUCAUACCGAUUGUUAGGCCGUUCUUGGCACACUGAUUUUGACUACGGAUUACACUGUUUACCUCAGAUAGGGCUCACGAAGGGUGUGACCGCUCAACAGGGGAUGCUUUCUCUUCCAAAGCACCUGAUCCUACCUCUGGUAUAUCCAGAGGUCCGUGUUUGCCCAACCCUUAAUUUUGUAUUCCUUAUGUAGGAGUUAUGAGAUGGAUCACUGUUCGUUAUUUUCGCCUUUCAUACAAUGCAAACGGAAAAGAUCAAAUAUUGCAAUGUUUGACAUGUCAUAGUGAAUUGAUAAUGAGAAGUAUAUCAAUGCGCAGUUGCAUGGCCUGCUUUUUGUGAAAUCCAUAUGCAAUCCAACGAAUAGUAAGGCGCCAGUUGUGGACCAAAUAAAGCUGUAUAUAAGUUUGUCUAUAUAGAUAUAUUUAGAUUACGGAUAAUUUUAAUUAAUGAAUUUGCUAAUUAUCUAGUUUACGUGGAUUACUCCCGAUGUAAUUGAGCAGUAUGUUAAUUAAUUAUCGCAAUACAUGAUAUAUAUUAAUCAUGACAUCUUGCAACAGAUUCCUAAAAACAGCUGACCCAUGGUUUCAUUGGUAUAUAGUGCAAUAUUCCUAUAUCACCUGUUUUACAAUCAAAAUCGUGUGCAAUUGUACGUUUUUAUAAUCUUUAUAUGUAGCAAAGAUUAAUCAAACCUUGAAACCAUGGCUCCUAAUGUUGUUUAAAUUAAACAUUUUUACCCAGGCGUCAUGGACUCUUCUGGGUAAGUUUCGAGGUAGUGUUUAUUUUUUAUUAAUUAAAAAUGAACAUUCUGUUCAAACAUUGUUUUGAUUACUAUGUUAGGACGUACAUAAUUUUUGACGAUGGUUAACCAGUAUUCAUGGAGUAUGGAUUGAGAAUCAUGACUUUUUUUAUACAUGAAUUAAACCUUCAUUGGCCAAAAUGUGCAAUAUAUUGAAUUUCAAAUAAUUUCCAUUUACUGGUUCAUUUCCUAUUUACGUUAUUUUUUUUUUUGCUCAUGUGUUUUUCAUUUUGUCAUUCAUAAUGUUGAUAUUGCACCACAGAACUCUGUUCAUAACCCUGGAGAGUCAGUAUAAGAUGCAUUUGUUUGUUUUGAGCUCGGGUGUUUAAGAAUACAUGAACAUAGGUUAUCAAUUUUUAAUUGUGUGGUAUUGAAUGUAAUUUUUUUUUUUUAAAAGUUGAGCAUGGGAAAUGUUUUGUGUAUUUCUAUUGAAAUAUCUGUAAUACAUCUUUAUUAUAUACAUGCCAUUUUUAUGUAUUUAGCGAGAGUUUGUGUAACUGUGUGAGAAUUUGAAUUCCCGAAAGAAUGCAAAGUUUCAGUAAUAUAUGAAUUUAGAUUUUGAUUCUUUCAUUUUCGCUGAGUGUGAUAGAUCGGGUCAUGUUAAUUAGGGAUAGUUUUUGUGAUAUCAACAGUUAUUGUGUGUUCUGAUGACACGUGGUUUGUGUCCUGAUGUCCAAAGUGCCUAUGUUACAAAUCAUGUGUAUUAGGUUUCAUGUCAUUCGCUAUUUAUCUUUCAAUACGCAAAGGCGCGAUUUUUUGUAAUAUUUUCUUUAUAGGUAUUUUUAUAUAUAUCGUAAUAAAAUAUUUUUCAAUUUUAUAA